Molecule: messenger RNA, 3374 nt
Organism: Camellia sinensis
Lineage: Eukaryota; Viridiplantae; Streptophyta; Magnoliopsida; Ericales; Theaceae
Source: RefSeq, a predicted model, not a curated record
ACAAACGGGUCCUUGGAGUCAAUUACAAGUCUUCUCUUAGCCACCACCCAACUUAAAUUGAAAAAACUCAUCACCUUAAGUUAGCUUCCAGUUUGGACUUGACAAUACAUCAAACACUUUAAUCUUCAACACCCCCAACAUGUUCACCAUCGCUCUCUACCUCUAUUCCUUACUCCACCUCCUCUCCUCCACCGCGGCCACAACACCGCCUUACACACCCACCGAUUACUUCCUCCUCAACUGCGGCUCAUCCUCCAGCGCCGUGUCACUAGACGGCCGGAGCUGGGACAGUGAUGCCAACUCAAAAUUCUCACCGUCCAACAUCGGCACCACCUCAUCACCAUCCACGGCCACCCAACUGGAUCCUUCUGUCACCGAAAUCCCUUUCCUCACCGCCCGCAUCUUCACCUCCAAUUUCACCUACACUUUCCCCGUCUCCUCCGGCCCCAAAUUCAUCCGCCUCUACUUCUACCCAGCCAACUACACCAACUCAAUUCUCGACAGAUCAAAAUAUUACUUUUCCGUCACCGCCGCAAACUACACCCUCCUAAGCAACUUCAGUGCCUUCCUCACCGUCUCUGCUUUGGUUCCCCAACAAUCCUCUCUUGUCAAAGAGUACAUUCUCAAUGUCAGAGACAUCCAAAAGCUCGACAUAACAUUCAACCCAUCUCCCAACUCAUACGCCUUUAUCAACGGCAUCGAAGUCGUUUCGAUUCCCAACAAUUUCUACAUCAAAGGCGAUCGUAUCCCUUUUCUUGGCAUUCAACAACCUGUCUACAUUCAACAAUCUGCCUAUUUCGAUAACAACACUGCUCUUGAAACUCUGUACCGGUUAAACGUUGGUGGCAACGACGUGUCUGUGAAUGACGAUACCGGCAUGUACCGGACGUGGCAUCAAGAUGAGCCGUACAUAUACGGCGCCGCCAUUGGUUCGGUGCCUCACCUUGAGGUCCCAAUUCGAUACACUAACGAGACACCGAAUUACACUGCUCCGGCGACUGUGUACACUACGGCUCGGACCAUGGGACAGGACCCAAAUAUAAACUUGCGGUACAAUUUGACUUGGAUCUUCACCGUUGAUUCUGGGUUCUGGUACCUGGCUAGGCUUCAUUUUUGCGAGUUUCAACCGGAGGUAACCAAAGAAAAUGAGAGGAUAUUUUCGGUGUAUAUGAAUAAUCAGACGGCUGAUCAAGAGGUUGAUGUUAUACGCUUGAGUGGGGGUAAGGGAAUUCCUGUUUUCAAAGACUACGUUCUUUCUGUCCCACCCGUCGAUGGUCUCCAGACUAAGGUGGAUUUGUGGCUCGCGAUGCACCCGAAUGUGAACUCCAAGCCCGCGUACGCUGAUGCAAUCUUGAACGGUUUAGAGAUCUUCAAAUUGAAUCAAUCGAACGGAAGUCUUGCCGGGCCCAAUCCUGAAUACGUUCCUGUACCGGGCAAACAGAAUAGUAAAACGUUGUUGGUCUUCGCCCUCGCUGGAGGUGUAAUCGGCGGAGUAUUCUUAAUUUCAGUGAUUGGUUUCUUGAUUUUCCGGCAUCGGAGGAGGGUGAGAGACUCCGGUGCAAGCGUGGUCAAGUCAAACUCCACGAAGACUAACGCUUCAUCAUUACCGUCUGAAGGAUUGUGUCGUCGCUUCUCACUUGCUGAGAUUCAAUCCAUGACCAACAACUUCGAUGAUGAAUUGGUCAUUGGAAGUGGUGGAUUUGGUAAGGUCUACAAAGGACUCAUCGAUGGUGAGGAAACCACUGUUGCUAUAAAGCGGUUGAAUUCAAUGUCUAAGCAAGGUGCACAUGAAUUUUGGACAGAGAUCGAGAUGCUUUCCAAGCUUCGACACAAUAAUCUUGUCAGUCUUAUAGGCUAUUGUGAAGAAGGCGAUGAGAUGAUCCUUGUUUAUGAGUAUAUAGAGAAUGGUACCCUUGCUAAUCAUCUCUACAAAAUUAAUACCAGUGGAAAUAUUUGUCACAUAUCAUGGAAGCAAAGGCUCAACAUUUGCAUUGGUGUUGCACGUGGAUUGGAUUACCUUCACACGAGUACUCAGCAAGGUGUCAUACACCGAGAUAUGAAAACCACAAAUAUUCUGUUGGACAAGGCUUGGGUAGCUAAGAUUUCAGAUUUUGGUUUGUGCAAAAUGGGCAUCACAAGCGAUUUUGGCACCCACGUUAGCACAGACAUUAAAGGCACAUUUGGUUAUUUAGAUCCAGAGUAUUUCAUGACUCGUCGGCUAACCAAGAAAUCAGAUGUGUAUGCCUUCGGUGUUGUGUUGUUCGAAGUGCUUUGUGGGAGGCCGGCAGUCGAUAUGAGGCUUGAGGAAGAACAAUGCAGUCUAGCCCUAUGGGCUCAACAUUGUAUCAAAAAGAAGAAACUUGGUCAGAUCAUUGACCCUAGCAUGAGGGACCAAAUCUCGCCACAUUGCCUGAAGGUGUUCGCAAAAAUUGCUAACAAAUGCUUAAAUAGUAAUCCAAAUGGACGUCCUACAAUGGCUGAUGUAGUGGUGAGCCUGGAGUGCGCUUUGGCGGCACAGGAUCAACAGGGAUAUACAAGUAGAUGUUGAUCUGCCACAAGUAUCAUCCCCUCGUAUGCAUUGCUGGCUCAAGAUCAGUGCAAGAAUAUACAAGCAGAUGAUGAUCUGCCACAAGGUACCGUGCACUCAUCCGCAUUGAUGGCACAAGAGCACUGUAGGGUUAUACAAGCAGAUGAUGCUCUGCCACAAGGUAUAGUCCCCUCUCCCUCCACUCUUGUGCAAUACUGUGAGAAUUAGGUUUGUUCAUGGAUCGAUCCAGGUCAGGUUAGCAUGCCAAUCGAACCAAAAACAUCGAGUUCAUUUUUUGUUGGACCAAUUUCACCCGCAUGCUUCUUCGAAAUCACAUUUCCGCUAAACUGAUUUCGGCGGUCAGCUUCAAUUAGCUCUGGUAACCGCCUCCCUUUGCCACUUCACCGCCUCUGCAAAGCGAGAUAGUGGAGAUGAAAGGUUCCCCAUUACUAAGAAGGUGAUCUUUGUCAUCAUUUUUGUCACGACCUAACCUCUAGUACCCAGGGGCUGGAUGUCGCAACUAAUCGAUUCCUAAGUUACCAAGUAUUUAUUCUAAAUUAAACAAGUCAAUAAUGUAGCAGAGUAAAAUAAAAGAUGUACAUAAAUAUUUAUUUCAUUUAAAAUAUACAUACGGUUUUUCGGUUUUUAAAUCAUAAAAAUUGAAAGGAUCGGUUCGGUGCUAAAUAUAUUCUUAACACCGACUGAAUCGAACUCUGUGUACCCCUACUCUUGGUUCUUCCUGAUUGAAUUUUUUUUUGGUUUUGUUUUGUGAUCGUAAUGGUGUGUGUAUGUCUUUAAAUAACAGUAUAAUUAAAUGUCAUAAUCAUCCUUAUUAUCAUCCCCCGUU